This is a messenger RNA of Sinocyclocheilus grahami, 4588 nucleotides long. RefSeq names its product elongation factor like GTPase 1 (gene efl1). Gene Ontology annotation, cellular component: ribonucleoprotein complex; cytosol. The record is from RefSeq and is a predicted model, not a curated record. Bases 43 to 3411 code for a protein of 1122 amino acids. The transcript is spliced from 20 exons. Gene Ontology annotation, biological process: cytosolic ribosome assembly. Lineage: Eukaryota; Metazoa; Chordata; Actinopteri; Cypriniformes; Cyprinidae. Gene Ontology annotation, molecular function: ribosome binding; GTP binding; GTPase activity.
GCACAUUUGCGCUUCCUGGACUAGAGGUGACAUAAAGUCAAAAUGGGUCACACAAGUUUGGAGAAGAUAAUUGCACUGCAGAAGAAAACCUCACACAUCAGGAAUCUGUGCAUUCUUGCUCAUGUAGAUCAUGGGAAGACGACAUUAGCAGACUCCCUGGUGGCAAGUAAUGGUAUUAUCUCCAGUCGUUUAGCUGGAAAGCUGAGAUAUCUGGACAGCAGAGAAGAUGAGCAGAUCAGAGGAAUCACUAUGAAGUCCAGCGCUAUUUCUUUACAGUACACAACAGGAGGAAACGAGUACCUUAUUAAUCUGAUCGACUCUCCUGGUCACGUGGACUUCUCCUCUGAGGUGUCCACUGCCGUCAGACUGUGUGAUGGGGCCAUUGUUGUUGUUGAUGCCGUCGAGGGAGUGUGUCCGCAGACACAAGUUGUUCUACGACAGGCUUGGCUGGAGAAUAUCCGUCCUGUUCUUGUCAUCAACAAAAUCGACCGGCUGAUCGUGGAGCUGAAACUCACUUCACAGGAGGCGUUCACUCACCUGCAGAAAAUACUCGAGCAGGUGAAUGCAGUUACCGGCUCGUUAUUCACCUCUAAAGUCCUGGAGGAGCGAGCAGAGAAGGACGCAGAAGCUCAGAGCAGCUGUACAGAGAACAGCAGUGCAGAUCAGGUGUACGACUGGAGCGCAGGUUUAGAAGAAACCGAUGACUCUGACCUCUACUUCAGUCCUGACCGUGGAAAUGUGGUGUUUGCCAGCGCUAUAGACGGCUGGGGCUUCAGCAUUCAUCAGUUUGCCGAGAUGUACAGUCAGAAAAUGGGCAUCCGCUCCUCGGUUCUGCUCAAGACCCUGUGGGGAGAUUUCUACCUCAACGCCAAAGCCAAAAAAAUCAUGAAGGGAGCUCAGUCCAAAGGAAAGAAACCUCUGUUUGUGCAGCUUGUCCUGGAUAAUAUCUGGAAUAUGUAUGAUGCUGUGGUCACUAGAAGGGACAAGGAAAAGGUGGAGAAGAUGGUGACCUCUCUGGGGUUAAAGGUCAUGUCUCGUGACCUGAGACACUCGGACCCCAAAGUGCUCCUCAGUGCCAUCUGCAGCCAGUGGCUUCCUGUGUCUCGAGCUGUGCUCUCAAUGGUGUGUGAAAAGCUGCCCUGCCCAGCUGAGAUCUCGGCGGAGAGAGUGGAAAAGCUGAUGAGCGUGGGAGCGCGCAGGUUCGACUCUCUGCCCGAGAAAACACAGGAGCUAAAAAAAGCAUUUCUAGAUUGUUCGGCUGAUGAGACGGCGCCGGUAAUCGUCUUUGUGUCAAAGAUGUUUGCUGUGGACUCCAAAGCUCUGCCACAGAACAAACAGAGGCCGUUGACUCAGGAGGAGAUCGCCCAGAGAAGGGAACUGGCCAGGCAGCGGCACGCAGAGAGACAAGCUGCCAAUCAGAGCGCAGAAAGUCCCGGGUCGGCUGAUGCUGGAAGGACUUCAACCCCAGCAGGCCCGGCCAGAGGUGCUGUCACAGAUGCUCUGUGUGCGCAGACAGAGGCUCUUUCGGUCAAAGCUGCAGUCGAGGAGGAAAACAAAGAGCAUUUUGUGGCCUUCGCACGAGUCUACAGCGGCGUCGUCAGAAAAGGCCAAAAGGUGUUUGUGCUCGGACCCAAAUACAACCCGUCGCUGGCGCUCAGAGCGCUGCCUGAAGGAUGUUCAGUAGCUGAUGUUUUACCCAGCAUCCCUCACAUGGCCUGCUGUACCGUGGACAGCCUCUACCUGCUGAUGGGCCGCGAGCUGGAGGAACUGGAUGAGGUUCCCUCAGGAAAUGUUCUCGGUAUUGGUGGAAUGGAGGAAUUCAUUCUCAAGUCGGCCACCAUCUCAACAUCUCCGGCCUGCCCGCCCUUCACGCCACUCAACUUUGAAGCUACGCCCAUCGUCAGAGUAGCAGUCGAGCCCAAACAUCCAAGUGAGAUGCCGAAGCUGGUGCGUGGGAUGAGGUUACUGAACCAGGCCGACCCAUGUGCCGAAGUGUUGAUUCAGGAGACAGGAGAGCAUGUCCUGGUCACUGCAGGAGAAGUGCAUCUACAACGCUGCCUGGAUGACUUGAGAGAGAGGUUUGCUAAAAUUGAAAUCAGUGCAUCCGAACCAAUCAUUCCGUUCCGCGAGACUGUGAUCCGGCCUCCCAAAAUGGACAUGGUGAACGAGGACCUGGGAAAGCAGCAGAAGGUGGCGGUGAUUCACCAGGUCAAGGAGGAACAAAUGAAGAAUCCCGAAGGCAUUCAGGUGGAUUCCACCGGUCUGGUCACGCUCACCACCUCUAACAAGAUGGCCACGGUCGGGGUGCGGGCUAUUCCUCUUCCUGAGGAAGUCACCCGCCUUCUGGAGGACAAUGUAGAGCUCAUCCGCACAAUGGAGCAGUUCAGCCUGUUCGCCUGGGAGGACAAGACUCUGGACAUCAACCAGAAAAUCUUGGAGAACAUCCAGGAUUUCAAGGUGAAGUUGGAGAGCAACCUGCAAGGCCACAAAUGGAAGGAAGCCGUGGAGCGUAUCUGGGCAUUUGGUCCGCGCCGGUGUGGGCCAAAUAUUCUCCUCAACAAUAUCGAGGGCUACCGGAGACCCUCCGUGUGGCAGUGUCUGGAACGAGAGAAGGAAACCGAAAGGGCCGAGAUCAGAGACUUUGACAACAGCAUUGUGAGUGGCUUCCAGCUGGCCGCGCUUUCUGGUCCCAUGUGUGAGGAACCUUUGAUGGGGGUUUGCUUCUCUGUCGAGACCUGGCACAUGAAGCUUUCUGCACCACCUCUAGCUCAGCAAGACUCAGUCAAUGAGGAUUCCCAACCUGCAGAGCCAAGUAAUGACGACCAAAGUGAGAGUUCUGACGUUCACGAGACGAGCUCUAACCGAAGCAGGAGCAGAGUGGAGGCUGCCGGGGGUUCGGUGGACUGUUAUGGGCCAUUCUCAGGGCAGCUCAUCGCUGCUAUGAAGGACGCCUGCAGAUUCGCCUUCCAAGCUAAACCUCAGCGGCUGAUGGCUGCCAUGUAUACAUGUGAAAUCAUGGCCACUGCUGAGGUCUUGGGUCGUAUGUAUGCCGUUCUGUCCAAGCGAGAAGGACGAGUCCUACAAGAGGAGAUGAAGGAAGGGACAGACAUGUUCAUUAUUAAGGCUGUACUUCCUGUUGCUGAGAGUUUCGGAUUCGCUGACGAGAUCAGGAAGAGGACGAGUGGCCUGGCCAGCCCACAGCUAGUAUUCAGCCACUGGGAGGUCAUCAGCAGUGAUCCAUUCUGGGUUCCCACUACUGAAGAGGAGUACUUACACUUUGGAGAAAAAGCAGACUCGACCAAUCAGACUCUGAAAUACAUGAACGCCGUUCGCAGACGCAAAGGCCUCUACGUGGAGGAGAAGAUCGUAGAACAUGCGGAAAAACAGCGAACUCUCAGCAAGAACAAAUAAAGCCAAUGACCCUCACUCAGGAAACACGAGCAGAAUGGAUUUCAGGAAACCCAUUCUUAUGGCAACUGUUGCAUUAAAUUCAAUGCAACAAUGCAUAUAAGAAUGGGUUUGCACUUGUUUAAUUUAUUUAAAUUGUUCUACUCGUGUUUUAUGAAAGAGCUUCUUUAAACCACUCCUUCAUUUGACUUUACAGUAUCGCUCUCUAAUGACCAACCAGUUGGCUGAAACGGAGCGGAUAGUGAUUCAGUCAUUAUCUUCAGAAAACGACAUGUGCUUUUGAAAAUCCGUUCAGUUUAUAGCAGACCACGGGUUUCAUUUAUAAUGGAUCUCAUGAUUUCCCGUUGCAAAUUGGUCGAGAAACCAAUGUUCAAAAUGUUAAUGGAUUCAGUGACUGAAACUCAUGAACUAAUAUCAGUUAAAUCUGCUGAGAGAUUUCAAAUACAACUGAACAUCAAGUCUUUAUUCUACGCUAUAUUCAUCUGCACGCAUCUAUUGUAAAAAUGAGCUGUGCUAUUAAGCAAUUAAGCAAUUGCAGUGCACUCUGAAACCUAAUGUUGUAAAUAUUAGACCGCAAUUAAAGUCAGUUACACAGUUUGAGACAUUGUUAGAGCAGACUGAAGGAAUAGAUUGUCUGAUUUGCGCUUUUCCCUUCACAUGUUCCUAGACAUCCAUUCCUUCCUCAGUUAUUUAAGACAGGAUUAAACCCAAUAAUUAAAAUGACGUGCUUUGAAAUCAUGCUGUAUCUUCUUACGUGUUUGGGAUCUGACGUUGCAUAAUUUAAGAGUCCUCUUGAAAUACCGUUUCAAUUAGAUUGAAGUGAAGUGGCCCUGAAAUGAAUUCCACCAUGGCUCCCUUUUGGUUUACAAACGUUUAAACCCUUGAUUUAAUUUGUGUGGAACACAGCUUGAAUGGCACUGGGAGAAGGAUUUGAAUUUUUUUUUAAUAAGAAAGAGCAAAUAUCUUGUAAGGAGCUCCCAAAAUACUGCAGCCUACUGAAUAGCACACGUGUGAAAUCACUACUGAGAUUUAAGAAAUAAACUCGACUGAACACACAAGCUGUUGCCUCUGAUGUGCAGAAUCACUUUGUACCAAUGCAUUUGAAUCAUGUCAUUUAGGAAAUGCACUCAUCUACCUGUUACAAUCAUAAUGUUUAUUUAAAAUUAAUAUUCUUUUUAUC